Messenger RNA from Racocetra persica, 492 nucleotides. NCBI's taxonomy places the organism in Eukaryota, Fungi, Glomeromycota, Glomeromycetes, Diversisporales, Gigasporaceae. The record is from the annotation of a GenBank genome assembly.
GCUACAUCGAUUGGCAUCUCACUUGUGCUAGAAACAUGCAGUAUCGAGGUUAAGGAUAAACUGUUUGAGAUGAAAGAUAUCAUUAUACCAGAUCAAGUAUACAAGCUCAGAACAACGUUAAUAGGUAAAGGGGAUAGUGUCCCUAUGAUGACUUCAAAAGCUUGGAAUGUUAUGUUUCCAUCAGACAGUCUGAAGGGUAUAUCAAAAAGCCCAAUGGCCAUUGCCAACAGUAUAGUUUACAAUAACGUAGUAUAUAGCAAUGAAUUAGGUAGACUAAUGGGACCUGUAGAUAAUUUGUUUCUAUACGACUAUGCGGUCAAAAGCAGAGAACUUAAUAUCAACGAAUGGUUUUCUGGUACCAGAAAUAAGAUAGCAAUUCUAUUCAAAUAUAUGACACCAUUACAGGCAACAAGUACAUUGGGAAAUGUCAUGAGUUAUGAGAUGAUUAAAGCCAAAUGUAGAGUAGAAGAAGCAAGCAGACGCUACUCUCAG